CACCAGCCAGUGAGCUGUGGAGUGUGGAUUUGAAUACCACUCCUUUGCCUCCGUGCCCAGAAGACGUUCAUCCAUGUGUUUGUUUGCAAAGCUCUGCCAACUGAACAGUCUACACGUGGUUGUGGUAGAAGCUGUGGGUUUGGAAGUCUGCACCUCAACAAGGAAAAUGUAUCAGAGAGAGAAAUGCAAGGACCAAUCCACCAUGCCUGAAGUCAAAGACCUUUCAGAAGCCUUGCCAGAGACAUCAAUGGAUCCCAUCACGGGAGUGGGGGUGGUGGCCUCUCGGAACCGAGCCCCAGCAGGCUAUGAUGUAGUUGCACAGACAGCAGAUGGUGUGGAUGCUGACCUCUGGAAAGACGGCUUAUUUAAGUCCAAGGUUACCAGAUACCUGUGUUUCACAAGAUCAUUUUCCAAAGAAAAUAGUCAUUUAGGGAACGUGUUAGUGGAUAUGAAGCUCAUUGACAUCAAGGACACUCUGCCUGUGGGCUUCAUCCCAAUUCAGGAGACGGUGGACACACAGGAAGUAGCUUUUAGAAAGAAGAGGCUGUGCAUUAAAUUUAUCCCCCGGGAUUCAACUGAAGCUGCAAUUUGCGACAUUCGGAUCAUGGGCCGGACCAAGCAGGCCCCGCCCCAGUACACGUUUAUUGGGGAACUGAACAGCAUGGGGAUCUGGUAUCGAAUGGGCAGAGUACCCAGAAAUCAUGACUCAUCUCAGCCCACAACGCCUUCCGAGUCGUCAGCUGCUUCCACCCCGGCCCCCAACCUCCCCAGGCACAUCUCACUAACGCUCCCCGCUACCUUCCGAGGCCGGAACAGCACUCGGGCUGACUAUGAGUACCAGCACUCCAAUCUGUAUGCCAUAUCAGCAAUGGAUGGUGUGCCUUUUAUGAUUUCAGAGAAGUUUUCCUGUGUUCCAGAAAGUAUGCAGCCCUUUGAUCUCUUGGGAAUCACCAUCAAAUCUCUGGCAGAAAUUGAGAAGGAGUACGAGUACAGCUUUCGUACGGAGCAGAGCGCCGCUGCCAGGCUCCCGCCCAGCCCCACCCGGUGUCAGCAGAUCCCCCAGUCCUGAGGCACCAGCAGCGGGGAGAAGGCGCACCAUCUGCCCAGACGACUGAGCACCCCAGCCGGGGCUGCUCUGGGCAGCUGAGCUCUUCCAUCCUCAGUCACUGGCUUGCCUGACAUGACCCCACCUCCCUGGGGACGCUGUUCAUAACCUCAACUAAUCUGUGUGCUGUAGUGACCAGCGGCUCCCAACGUAUGUGUGUGAUGACCAGUCAUCCUAUGAACACCCCUACCCGGCACGGGAGUCACACCUGAGGGCCCCGGACAAUUGCUCAGGCCGCCCAGUGACGCCAUCGGCUCCCUUCACUGAUUGUCGCCUGCCACCAAGCCAUUGCUUUCUUCCUGGGAGACCUUGAGGGGGCAGUGGCUUUGCACAGGACCCUCCAGGGCUCACCGAUGGCCCGAUACCCGGGGCUGCCACAGAGCAGUCCUCACGCCAGUGUCAUCAAGUGCCCCCAGCAUUACAUGGAGACCCUGAGGAAACACGGGAGGAAGAAGCUGAUGGCCCAGGUGGCCCCGCGCCUGGGUCCCUGCCCCGCUGUGGACUUCCCUGGCUUGGACUCGUCACUCGAUCACACACUGGACGUCCUGACUUCGGGGAGCAGCAUGCCUCGGCUGCAGGCGCAGAGAGGACUUGCCCUCUGGGCGAGAGGGCAGAGUGACCAGCUCUCGCUUGGAUGUGACUUUUGCCACCCAGGAUGCUGUGGUCAUCCCCUUCCUCCCAAAGGGCUCGUCUCUGUAACACCCAUGUGCCAACAGCUCUGCCAACUGCCUUGGCCCAGUGCCCUGAUCCGGUGACCACAGCAACAGGCCCUCCUGGGGCGUCAGGUGAAGAGGCUCUGUGAGCCAGUACCCAGCGCCAGAGGGACACGGCCGCGUGGUCACCCAGCUUCUCAGAGCCAGGCUGUGUCUUGAUGGUUUCUGCUAACAGGAACAGUUGUUUGGAAAAGUCCAUCUGACCCAGGUCACCCAACUGGGGUCAGAACUGACAUUUCUGCCACAAAUGGCCAACGGACACACUGCCGGCUGCCAAGUUCAACCCCACGCACGUUUGCCAUGAGCACAGGGUUGCUGCCCCCGCUUGAGGCUUGGGCCCUCGCCCCAGUGGCCUGCCUUGUGUGGCUGUUGGGGGUUGUCCUGAUUCCACAGAAUGUCGGUGUCCCAUCUUGGGGGUCACCAGAUGGUUGGAGUCUUAGAUGGGAGGUUUGAUGUGUGUCUGGAGGCUGGCGUGUAGGUGGGCCAUGGAGAGUAGGGAGGUCCCCCUGCCGGGAAGACAGCACAGGAGACAGGCCCCUCCUCCCUAUAGUUCCCAGGGUGGCAUGUGGUUAGCUGAGCGGCUGGGGUGCAAGAGGAACCAGCCAACACAGUGAGGAGGGUGGCUGCUGGCUACCUGGGGCAGGGCAGAAAAUACCUCAUGACCUGCGUCAGCCCUGCCGUCUCCAGAGCCUCAGCUCUCCUGCCUCGGUCACCCCUUGGUCUUCAUUUUGAUACCUCCUGAUUUCUGUGCAUUUAGGGUAAUGGUCGCUUUCUCCACCUUCCCCGACACGUGAGGACGUCCCUGGUGAGACUGGCCUUCCCGUGCCUCCCACGCGGCAACAUGGCAGGAAAAGGCAGUUUGUGGAACCCACCAGGGCCAAGAGACUUCAGGUCGAGACAGCGGUCCCUGUGAGGGAUUGGUGCUUAACCAGGCGGGAGCUGACCAACUGUCUCAAAUGUACCCACUGAAAUAAGCUCGUUGUGUUUCUGGGGAAUUGAGGGAGCCCAUGGGCCCAGAGAAACUGUGUCUACUGCUGCUUUUUGGAUGGACAGUUGGUUCAAAACCAAGUGACCUGUGUAACUUGAAGUCCCAACAGAGAGGGGUGACAUCCAGCAGGCUUGGGGGGGCAGAACUCUGAUGACUUCUGUUCGUUUGGUUUGUGCACUUUGUCCUCCGACCUUUUUUCACAUCCCGGCUGUGAGACUAUUUUUGACUGGUAACGCCCGGCAGCCCUUCUCCCUUGACAGA
Rhinolophus ferrumequinum (greater horseshoe bat) is the source of this 3067-nucleotide messenger RNA. It is a transcript of the gene MVB12B, whose product is annotated as multivesicular body subunit 12B. The record is from RefSeq and is a predicted model, not a curated record. The transcript is spliced from 10 exons. The coding region runs from base 74 to 1069 and encodes 331 amino acids. Gene Ontology annotation, cellular component: late endosome; ESCRT I complex. NCBI's taxonomy places the organism in Eukaryota, Metazoa, Chordata, Mammalia, Chiroptera, Rhinolophidae. Gene Ontology annotation, biological process: regulation of epidermal growth factor receptor signaling pathway; viral budding; virus maturation.